UCUGAACAGUCUCUUAGAGACUAAGUGGAGGGACAGCGGGAGGUAACGGCUUCUUCUUAAAGCUAUUUACAAUAAUGGUUGGCCAUGAAGCUGUUUGCUGUCCAUUCAAUAGUUUGGUCCGGUUUGCUGGUUUUGUGGGCCUCACAAAGUGAGACGGAGGCCAACAAUCAAGACGUCUGUCAGGAUGAAAAGUUCAUUGCUGAUCUACAGGUGUCUUCAUCGCAGGAUGUGGAGCUGGAGGCAGUGAUUCAUAACUUCCUCUGCCUCCUUUACCCAACAAAUAUACUCAACUGCUCCUGGUCAUUCCACACUUUGCAGAAGGCUGCUCAGCUGACUGUCUAUAUCAGUAUUUGUGACAAUGAAAGGGCAGUUCACGCUCUAAACUAUUCGUCUGCAGAAAGAGUCGGAUCGAGGUCUCUGGCUCUGAGGGAACAUGAGGUGUCAUAUGUAAUCCUCCAGUUUAACGCAACCCUGCACGACACGUGGACAUUGUACACCUACACAUACAACAUGGCCAUGCUAGAGGUCCUGUCUCCACCCCAGAACAUCUCGGCAUCAAUCAAAGAUGGAGACCUGUUGGUGACAUGGGGUCUGCCCUUCAGUCGAAUAGGCUCUAACCCCACAUGCUUUGAAUACCAGCUGGACAUGGGGGACCAGGAAAAACUCAAAAGCUUGACCAACCAGCUGUUAUAUAUAGAGGGGAAUGCAGAUCCCGGCUGCACCUACAGCGUGAGGAUGAGGGCGAGGAAGAUAGACUCAUGCCAAGAAAACCCUCAGUGGAGUGACUGGAGUCAUACUGUCACGGUGGAGCAGUCGGUGUACAAGCUCAACACUCUGGUCAUCAUCUCAAUUUCACUUGGAAUACCCAUGAUCUUCUUGGCUGUGCUGCUGCUGGUGCGCUAUCAGAGGGUGUCCGAGAUUUUAUUUCCUCCGAUCCCUCGACCCCCUCCAAAGUACAUUUAUUUCCUGGAAAAAAACGACACGUUUAAUUUCUUCCAUCCUGCCCCCCCACCUGAGCCUGUGGAGGAGAUCACAGAGGUGGAGGACACGGAGCAAAACCUUGGGAAGACAUUUUGAAAUCCAUAUGAAAAGGACACAUUCAACAAGCAGAAGUCCGUGCACUGCCAGGCACAUUUUCACACAGAGUGACCUUUCAGCAACAGCAAGCGUCAAUGUAUGCAACAUGUUUAUAGACGUGUAUUUGUGUGGCUUAUGUUGCUCAUGCCUUUACAUUUUGUGGCACUUUAAGACAUUUUAAUACAUUCAGGACGUGCAAAAGUACACCAGUAUGACAACAAAACAUGCUGCGGGUAUCGUAGCAGACUUUUUUGGUUAUUGAAUUAACAGAAGGGAUGCAUGUAUAUCGCUGAGAUGUGAUGGAAUACACUCGCUCUGCCUGAGCUUGCUGGUAAGACGGUCUUGAAAUGUAGAUCUGUUUACCAUCUAGCGCUUCUACAGAAUGUGUUUAUACCUUUUGGCGUGUGAAAUAAAGCUGUUAAUUAACUUCUGUUAAAUCAAUACACAACCAGCCUUUAAAAACGUCAAACUGUCUCUUUACACUGCACUUUUAGUACAGAUUAAACAAGACGUGAUGUAAAGUGCUGUAGUGAGAUUUAGAGGUGCUAGUAUGCAGCUUUUGUUGCCUUUGGACAGAGCUAAACUAGCUGUUCACUCCUUUUUCCAGUCUUAAUGCUAAGAUAAGCUACUUGAAGCGGCUGCUGGCUGUAGCCUCACACUGUGUGUAAUGGACAGACGAGUGAAAUCCAUCUUCUCGCAUAACUCUACGACAUGAUAUUUUCUAAAAUGUUGAAUUAUUCCUGUGGAGGUGUGACUGGAGAUGUAGUAAAUCAGAGUUUGUCUAGACUGAGAAAGAGAUGCAAGCUGUUUUAAGAUUGUUUAAGAACUGACUUUGAAACCCAGACCAGAGGGAUCAAGCACAGAGCAAUCAAUUCACAAAAAAAUGAACUGAGAGGUGAUCAGUGGGUUUGUCAUGGUGCAUUUGGGACGGAACAUGUUGACUGGAACACUUCGCAAAAUGUGAUGAACUUGAGCUUUACAGCAAAGUCAUUAGUGUUCACAGCUCAUCAGUUAAGAGGAACUGUCAGGAAAGAAAAAAAACACUGUUUCACUCUGACAGACUUGCGGUAACACUGCUUAAACCUGCGGUCAAGCUAAACCUAGCCUGACCAAGUCUAGCAUAAAGUAUAUGUCAGGAACAGCAUACACACACCUUUCUUUCAUCAGGAGCAGGAUUCUUGAUUAAUUCCUUUGUAUUUGAUAGUGGCUUGAGACCAAUAAGAUUGGAUGCUGCCGGUGACGUAGAUUGAGACGCAAAAAUGAAUAAAUAAACAAAGUCACGUUGUGAAAAUGAGUGUGCCCACAAUAGAUGUUGUGACUUUUCUUUCUUGCAUUGCUAAAUUUCCUGUGUUGCUUCAGUGGCUUCAGAUAAGGUAAAAGCAGUGCAGACAAACCGCACAGGUCACACAGAUCACUGUACUCAAGUGUGACUUCCACGGAAACAAAAAACACGUCGACUCAGCAUCUGUGCGCUUGUAGAAGAAAGCAUCACAAUGCAUGACCGCGGCCGUGCCCAAAAUCUCUCUUUUAUUUUUACCACACACAUAUCACCAGAAUACACACAUAUGCAUUAAUAGAUUAAGGCUGAGGCUGACAGGAAAACACAGCCUUCCUCACACACUGAAACCACUGCAGCAGAGAUAGUGAGUGAUAUAUUUGC
This is a messenger RNA of Chelmon rostratus (copperband butterflyfish), 2737 nucleotides long. RefSeq names its product granulocyte-macrophage colony-stimulating factor receptor subunit alpha-like. Gene Ontology annotation, molecular function: protein binding. Lineage: Eukaryota; Metazoa; Chordata; Actinopteri; Chaetodontiformes; Chaetodontidae. The record is from RefSeq and is a predicted model, not a curated record. The coding region runs from base 85 to 1077 and encodes 330 amino acids. The transcript is spliced from 10 exons.